GUUUAAAAAUCUAAGUCAUUUUCUUCCUUUCUAGGCUAAAAAUGGAGGUUGGUAGGUAAGCUAAAUAACAACGUUGCUAUAUAAGCACUUUGCACAUGUGCGUAGCAUACGGAGAUCCAACGAAAUUAAAAUAGCUUACUCAUUGUUAAAGUCAUUAUGUGUUCUUAAAGAUAUAAGAAAAGGAAGAAGAAGAAUUAUAUGGAGAUGUUAGGCCAAGAGGAAAUCGUAAUCAUUGGAGGUGGAAUUUGUGGGCUUGCCACCGCCCUCGCUCUUCACAGGCAAGGUGUUAGAAGCAAAGUACUUGAAAAAUCAGAGACAUUGAGAACUACAGGAGUGGGAAUCAUAGUAAGACCAAAUGGUUGGCGAGCACUUGAUCAGCUUGGUGUUGCUGCAAUUCUUAGGCAGACAUCUGCUCCUAUUCAAGGAGGGCAACAUAUAUCAGUUCAUGAUGGAAAGCGAAAGAACUUGCCAGGGGAUGGAGAAACUCGAUGUUUAAGACGAAACGAUCUUAUCAAAGCAUUGGCCGAUAAUUUGCCAGUGAACACUGUACAAUACGGAUGCCGAGUUGAGUCCAUACAAGUGGAUCCAAUAACCACAUACCCUAUACUCCAUCUCCAUGGUGGACGUGUCCUUAAGCCCAAGAUUGUGAUUGGUUGUGAUGGUGUGCACUCUACCACUGGAACCUUUCUGGGCUUAAAUUCACCAAAAUUUUCUCCAACAUGUGUCAUAAGAGGCUUCACAUAUUACCAGAGUGCGCAUGAAUUUGGUAAUGAGUUUCAUCUAGUGAGCAGCAAAUGCGUUCAGCUUGGAAUAGUGCCCGUUAAUGAAAAAUUGAUUUACUGGUUUGUAACUCGGGAGUGGGGUUCUGAAGAUCCAAAGAUUUCAAGAGAUCAAAAACGUAUUAAGGACUCAACACUAGAAUUACUCAAGGGUUACCCUGAAAACACAGUGCACUUGGUGAAGAAUAGCCACCUAGACUCCUUGUACCUAACAGGCUUGACCUACCGUGCGCCAUGGGAUUUACUGACAUCAAACUUUAGAAAAGGGACCGUGGCAUUAGCCGGAGAUGCAAUGCAUGCAAUGGGUCCAUUCCUAGCACAAGGAGGCUCGGUCUCACUGGAAGAUGCAGUAGUGAUUGCCAGAUGUUUAGCACAAAAGUUGAAUACUAGAACAAUGAAAGAUACAAGAAUAAAAGUUUUGAUAGAGGAAGGAUUAGAUGAUUAUAUGAAACAAAGAAGAAUGAGAGUGUUUUGGAUGUGUUUGCACACAUACUUAAUUGGAUCAGCAUUCCAUUCUUCGGCAUCGGUAAAGCAACUGUUGAGCAUUGUCCUCCUAAUAAUUCUUUUUAGAGAUUCAAAUAAGCACACUCGAUAUGACUGUAGCCAGUCUUCCUAAGUUAUUAUUUUUUAUUUUCUUGGCUGUAUUGUUCGGAUAAUUGAAUUUGAUAUAAAUGUAAUAAGACUCUAAUAUUGACUAUAGGGUAUGUCAUUUUCAUCACAUUAUUGAUGAUAUUAAGUGGCUUUGUUCUAAUCUUAA
Messenger RNA from Ricinus communis (castor bean), 1536 nucleotides. Its product is annotated as monooxygenase 1. NCBI's taxonomy places the organism in Eukaryota, Viridiplantae, Streptophyta, Magnoliopsida, Malpighiales, Euphorbiaceae. Gene Ontology annotation, molecular function: FAD binding. Bases 199 to 1395 code for a protein of 398 amino acids. The transcript is spliced from 8 exons. The record is from RefSeq and is a predicted model, not a curated record.